GACACAUGUGAAGUGUCCCUUUUAUCUAAAUUACCUUAUUUUCUUCUGUGGAGGUUGGCAAACCAAGUUGAGGUUGGAGUUUAGCAAAUAACAUGACCUAAGGCUAAGCUUAAAAAAAAAGAAACAGCGUCUAUGGGACCCAACAUGCGUGCGCGUGUCCACUGACGGCUGCAGAGGGAGGGAGCAGCGGGCGACAUCUUGGAUUCAUGAGUGGUAGGUGACCGCAGCUUCAAACACCAAAUACUCUCAAUUACACGGAGCUUCGGUCAGAAGCGGACACACCUGUCUCUGCUGAGCCGGACCGGUCCGGAGGACACAGAGAGACUGACACACAGAGUUUUCCAGCAUGGCCCGUGAACACUGAGAGAGACCACCACCAUGAUCGGAGGACUCUUCAUCUACAACCACAAGGGCGAGGUGCUGAUCUCCCGUGUCUACCGUGAUGACAUCGGGAGGAAUGCGGUGGAUGCGUUCCGUGUGAAUGUGAUCCAUGCACGUCAGCAGGUACGCUCACCCGUCACCAACAUCGCCCGCACCAGCUUCUUCCACGUCAAGCGCUCCAACAUCUGGCUGGCUGCUGUUACCAAGCAGAAUGUCAAUGCAGCCAUGGUGUUUGAGUUCCUCUAUACGAUGUGUGACGUCAUGACUGCCUAUUUUGGCAAGAUCAGCGAGGAGAACAUCAAGAACAACUUUGUGUUGAUCUACGAGCUUCUAGAUGAGAUCCUGGAUUUUGGGUACCCCCAGAACUCUGAGACCGGAGCCUUGAAGACCUUCAUUACUCAACAGGGUAUCAAGAGCCAGCAUCAUACGAAAGAGGAGCAGUCUCAGAUUACCAGUCAGGUCACCGGACAGAUCGGCUGGAGACGUGAGGGCAUCAAAUAUCGCCGCAACGAACUCUUCCUGGAUGUACUGGAAAGUGUGAACUUGCUGAUGUCACCGCAGGGUCAGGUGUUGAGUGCACAUGUCUCAGGGCGUGUGGUGAUGAAAAGCUACCUGAGUGGAAUGCCAGAGUGCAAGUUUGGCAUGAACGACAAGAUUGUCAUCGACAAGCAGGGCAAAGGUGGCACGACUGAUGACUCGGGCAAAAGUGAGUUGGGGGGCAGUGGGAAACAGUCCAUUGCGAUCGAUGACUGCACGUUCCACCAGUGUGUCCGUCUCAGCAAGUUUGACUCGGAGCGCAGUAUUAGCUUCAUUCCUCCCGAUGGAGAGUAUGAGCUCAUGAGGUACCGCACCACUAAAGACAUCAUCCUCCCCUUUCGUGUCAUCCCAUUGGUCCGAGAGGUGGGCCGCACCAAGCUGGAGGUAAAGGUGGUGAUCAAGUCCAACUUCAAACCCUCCCUGCUGGCACAGAAGAUAGAGGUGCGCAUUCCUACUCCACUCAACACCAGUGGGGUUCAGGUCAUCUGUAUGAAGGGGAAAGCCAAGUACAAAGCCAGUGAGAACGCCAUUGUUUGGAAGAUCAAGCGAAUGGCUGGUAUGAAGGAAUCUCAGAUCAGUGCGGAAAUUGAGCUGUUGCCCACUAAUGACAAAAAGAAGUGGGCUCGCCCACCCAUCUCCAUGAACUUUGAGGUCAGCUUGAAUUCUUGA
Sinocyclocheilus anshuiensis is the source of this 1587-nucleotide messenger RNA. Its product is annotated as AP-2 complex subunit mu-A-like. The record is from RefSeq and is a predicted model, not a curated record. Gene Ontology annotation, biological process: vesicle-mediated transport; intracellular protein transport. NCBI's taxonomy places the organism in Eukaryota, Metazoa, Chordata, Actinopteri, Cypriniformes, Cyprinidae. The transcript is spliced from 12 exons. Gene Ontology annotation, cellular component: clathrin adaptor complex. The coding region runs from base 379 to 1587 and encodes 402 amino acids.